GGACGGCUCUUGCCGGCGCCAGUCCUCGGGCCGGGCCGGAUGACCAGGCUCCUGUAACCACCCGCAGCCCUCUCCCGGCCCGGCUCACUGCCGCCCGCGCGCGUCGCCCCGGGACCCGGCACAGGUUGAAGAAAUAUGGAUACCAACACCAUACUGGUCCUCAGCACUUGUUUUGCCAGCUUUUUCACCUUUCAGAUUAUUUUCCACAUUGUAAGUUAUUGGUUUUCAGCAAAGAUUUCUCCAGGUUUUAAUAAUCUCAACUUCAAAAAGAAGAUUGAAUGGAACUCAAGGGUGGUAUCUACGUGUCAUUCUUUGGUGGUUGGGGUUGUUGGCUUGUACAUUUUCUUGUUUGACGAGGCUGGUAUUGCUGAUCCACUUUGGGGUGAUACAUCUCUUGGGAAAGUGAAUAUUGCUAUUGCUUCAGGCUAUCUCAUUUCUGAUUUGUUGAUUCUCAUUUGGUAUUGGAAAGUGAUUGGUGAUAAGUAUUUUGUAAUUCACCAUUGUACAGCGCUGUAUGCAUACCACUUUGUACUGAAGGAUGGUGUGCUGGUGUACAUUGGGAAUUUCCGCCUGCUUGCAGAACUUUCCAGCCCUUUUGUGAAUCAGCGGUGGUUCUUUGAGGCUCUGAAGUAUCCUAAGUUUUCCAAGGCUAAUGUCAUCAAUGGAAUACUUAUGAUGGUGGUAUUCUUCGUAGUGAGGAUUGCCUCGAUACCUCCUUUCUACAGCUACAUGUACUCUGUGUUUGGGACGGAAGCCUACAUAAGGCUUGGAUUUUUAAUUCAGUUUUCCUGGAUUGCUACUUGUGUGGUUUUGGAUGUGAUGAAUGUCAUGUGGAUGAUCAAAAUUUCAAAGGGGUGCAUCAAAAUCAUCUCUCUCUUAAGACAAGAAAAAGCCAGAAAGAGUCUUCAGAAUGGAAAACUUGACUAAAAGUGGGCUAUCGAUAAGCAUACUUCAUUACUACCCACAUUGUAUCUUCUGACAGGAUAAAUUCUUGGCAUGUUCUUGUGCUUCUUUAUUAAUUAUACUUGGUAUUCAU
Budorcas taxicolor (takin) is the source of this 1036-nucleotide messenger RNA. It is a transcript of the gene TLCD4, whose product is annotated as TLC domain containing 4. The record is from RefSeq and is a predicted model, not a curated record. NCBI's taxonomy places the organism in Eukaryota, Metazoa, Chordata, Mammalia, Artiodactyla, Bovidae. Bases 136 to 927 code for a protein of 263 amino acids. The transcript is spliced from 7 exons. Gene Ontology annotation, biological process: lipid homeostasis. Gene Ontology annotation, cellular component: membrane; endoplasmic reticulum.